UGGAGGAGUCGACGCCCAUCUUGAGCUCCACCGGGAGCUUCUACGCGAAUCGCGCGUGUUGCAUGCGAUUCAGCAACUGGCUGCUGCUCGGGUUCGCGAUCGCCUUUCUCAGUUACCUCUGCAUCGGUGCGCUCAUUUUCGGCCUCGUGGAGUCCCCGGCCGAACACAAGAUCGAGGAGGAACUCCUCGAAAAGAAGCAGUUGUUCCUGAAUCUCCACCCAUGUGUCACAGAGGACGCCCUGGAGGAGCUGAUCGAGCUGAUCGAGAAGGCGAACAACCGCGGCGUCUCCGCGAGCAGGAACUUCACCCGCGAACCCAACUGGAGUUUCGGUCAGGCGUUUUUCUUCUCCGGGACCGUCGUCACCACCAUCGGCCGUAAAUUCGUAUAG
This is a messenger RNA of Darwinula stevensoni, 389 nucleotides long. The record is from the annotation of a GenBank genome assembly. NCBI's taxonomy places the organism in Eukaryota, Metazoa, Arthropoda, Ostracoda, Podocopida, Darwinulidae.